UUGGAGCCCUGCACCGUUGAACUUGUCUUAAAUUUUUAAAAUUUUUUUAGGAGUAGUAUUUUUGUUUUUUAAUUAUUAGUAUUAGAAAUAUGAAUAAAAUAGGAAUAAAGUGGGGGAAAAAUACAUAAAAACAAAGGAACCUCUUGGUUCAUGCUCCUUUCGACGACAGCCUCUUUUCUCUUUCCAUUGUUUUGUUUAGAUUCAGAUCAUCGUCCCUUUUCUCAACACCCCUUCCCCUUUCUUCUUACCUGCCCGAGAAAUCCACGUCAAAUCACCAUUGUCUUAUCCUAUAAUCUCCCCUUCUCCUUAAUCUCAACCCCUUUUCUCCUUCCUUUCAGAUCAACACAUUCCCAUCUCGCUGUUGCUCUCUCUCUUAUGCACCUAUAUCUCUUAGCUUUCAUUCCCGUUUCCCAUCGACCUCUCUGUUUGUAAUCCUUCUUCUUAUUAGUAUUUCUGUCAUGGGUUUAAUGCAGGUUUUUAUGAAGAUGUGUACGUAAAAUUCCUUCGCUUUUUUCUUGUCAUUGACAUGCAGUGAGAGGAUACGUGCGAGGGGGUUGAGAUUGGGAGAGAGAGGGCGAAGGCAAACAGGAAAAAAGAAAAAAUAAAAGAAAGAGAGAUGGCGAAUCAGGUGGUGAAAGUGAAGAGAGAAGCGAUUGCGGCAUGCAUGACUUGUCCUCUUUGCAAUAACCUUCUAAGAGAUGCCACCACCAUAUCUGAAUGUCUUCACACGUUUUGCAGAAAGUGCAUAUAUGAUAAGAUACAAGAGGAAGAACUAGAAUGCUGUCCAAUAUGCAACACUGAUUUGGGUUGUGUCCCUCUGGAGAAAUUAAGGCCAGACCAUAAUUUGCAAGAUGUGAGGGCGAAAAUCUUCCCUCUUAAAAGAAGAAAAGUGAAGGCACCUGAAAUUGUGCCCCAAAUUACAGUGCCAACUAGAAGAAAGGAGAGAUCACUCUCUUCGUUGGUGGUUAAUGCCCCCAAAGUAUCAACACAAACUACCAUGACUGGAAGGAGAACAAAAGCUAUUGCCAGAAAGUCUGGUGCUUUACGAGGUUCCAGUUUUUCGAUAGAGAAGCCUGUAAAAAGAGAGGAAGACUCUAUGGAGGAUCACCAGGAGAGCGCAAGCUCACCUGAAACACUAAAUAAAUUCACUCAGAAUAAAAGACAGUGUACUUCUUCUGCUGAACCUAGCCAACAUAUGAAUAAAGAAGCAGAGAACGGUGGUGAAUCAUGGGAUGGAAAAUUGGAUCUCUGGAAACCUCUGAAUUGUUUGGUGGAGGUUGCAAAUCGGACCAAGACUUUCAAAUCUAAUUCACAAGGCUCUGAUUCUAAAUUAGAACCUACCCGUGUUGCCAGCAGUGAAGCUCAAAUGAGCAAAACCAAACAUAGGGAAGACAAAUGCAAAACAAAGGUUGAGGAUGAAAAGAAUAGUGCUGGUCCUGCCACUUCAGAUGCUGUAAAUCCUAAAAAGUUACGCAGGACCCGUCGGAAAAGGGCUUCUGGAUUUGGGGAUUCUGGCAUUUCUCCACAAGCUGUGCUAGAUGCUGCUGGUACAGAGCAUGACAGAAGAGUUGGUCCUGUUUGGUUCACAUUAGUGGCCUCUGAGGACCAGGACGGAGAGGCGUCCCUCCCUCAAAUUCCUGCAAAUUACUUAAGGAUAAAGGAUGGAAAUAUACCUGUUUCUUUUAUCCAAAAAUACCUUAUGAAGAAACUGGAUCUCACUGAUGAAGCUGAGGUUGCGAUCAAAUUUAUGGGACAACCAGUGGUUCCCACGUUGCACUUGUAUAAUUUAGUCGAUUUGUGGCUACAAACAGCAUCAACAUCACAGCGAGUACCUGCAUCUGUUGGUUCCUCUGCAAAAGAUUUUGUCAUGGUGUUAGGAGCGGUGUAUGCGGCUAAGUAAUGGGAUCAGCUAUCCUGACAGCAUACUAUGCAAUUGUGACUGACGUGGUUAAUAACUGCAUGUCAUUGAACUUGCCAGCCUCAGAUUGUAUUAUCAAUUUACAUUCACAAAUGGUAGGAUUUUUUUUCAUUGUUGUCAGUUAGUUUGAUGUAAAAUUUUCUCAUGUUUCCACCCGAAUAGAACCCUUACCCUUUGCUCUCAAUGACCAACUGCCUCAGCAGUAUGCUUUGCUAUACAAGUGUUGUUACCAUGUCCAAUUUCCUACUUGGAGAAUGUUUCUGAUUAGAUUGUGCCCACCUCGGUCUCAAAGACUAACAUAUGUUAGUGAGACAAACCACGAUUCUUUGGACUGGGACUGGGACUAAGAACUCAAAAAGGCCCCAUGCGUGCAGAUGCAGAGCGCAAUGGUAUUGGAAUCAAAACCAUACAUCUGUAGGGCAUGACAUUUCACAUUCCAGCUCCAAAUUUACAAGAAGAAGAACAGCAACUUCAGGGCUCCUUAGACCCAUAUGAUAUAAAGCAAGAAAAGGAAACACCAAAUGGGAAGGACGAAGGGGAAAGGCCAUCCACCCAUGUGGAUGGGCAGCUGGAACUAAUCAUGGCACUGCCCAUUGACAAGGAUCAUUCUUGUUUUACGGUUUAUUUCAAUUCCAAUACACUUCCCUUCCCUCACAUGCAAUACAACACCUAUUCUAACAGAAAAAGCUAGCUACUCAUGAUUCAUUCAAGCUUUUACUUCAUACAUCACAUGUCUAUGACUCUGGGUGUUGUUCAAAUUACAAUCUCCACCCCCUUCAAGUAUUGGCUUCAAUACACUCUCCAUAUAUCAUUCUUCUCCACGU
Messenger RNA from Theobroma umbraticum, 2742 nucleotides. RefSeq names its product DREB2A-interacting protein 1 (gene DRIP1). The record is from RefSeq and is a predicted model, not a curated record. Gene Ontology annotation, molecular function: ubiquitin-protein transferase activity. NCBI's taxonomy places the organism in Eukaryota, Viridiplantae, Streptophyta, Magnoliopsida, Malvales, Malvaceae.